AUGUUUACUGUCAUCAACUCAAAGUUGGGACUGAGAAGAGGAGGUAUGCAAACUGUUACUUCAGCUUCUAUGUCAGAAAUAAGGAGAGUAUAUAUAUCAUAAGUAUUAUUAAGUAAAGAUAAACAGAGUUUAGAAAGAAAAUCAAAGAAACUAGAACUAAUGAUUUUAGAAAGAGACCUUUAGGUUAAUUUGAAUUGUAUACACUUAAUGACAAAUUGGAGAACUCGUCUGAUGAAGAUGAAUUUUAAAAAUAAAAGAAAUAAAUUGAAUAAUUAGAACUGCCUUUCGAAUCCUUAUCCAGUACUCUCAGAACUACAAAACCAGUGUUUAUUGAAAAAAAGAACUAUAAGUAAUUCAGUAAUUUAAUAUAAGGUAGGCGAUUGUUUAAAAAGUGAAAUCGAAAAUACAAAGUUUUCUAAAAACUAAAGAUAAUAAUAAAAGUGCAAUUCAAAAUCAAAAUGAUAAUUGGGUAUUUCAUGCAGAUGGCUAUGGUAAAUUAAUGUGGGAUGCCUUCUGUAUGUUAUUAAUAUUUUAUGAAAUCUUAAGCAUUCCCUUUAAAUUAAGUUUCGAUGUUGAAAUUAAUGCUACAUUAGAUUAAAUAAUUGAUAUCAUGUUCAUGUCUGAUAUAGUUAUUACUUUCAAUACUAGCAUAUAUAGAAAAGGAAUACCUAUCUAUGGUAGAAAAUAAAUAGUACUUAAUUACAUAAAACUAUGGUUUUGGAUUGAUUUAGCAGCCUCAUUUCCUUAUGAUGCCAUAAUCACUGCUUCUACUGGAGUCAGUGAAUAAGAGAGUUCAUAAACUACAACUACUUCUUCUCAAGAUGCUACAAAAUAUACUUAAACAUUGUCCUUACUUAGACUUGUUAGAUUUAUGAGAUUUAUCAAAAUUAUACGUUUGUUGAGAUUGGCAAAAUUAAAGGUUUUCUUUGAUAAAAUAGAGGAUGCUAUAUAAUUAAACAUAAUGUUGUCUACUAUUGUUAGCUUUAUUAAAUUGAGUGGAUUUGUAUUAUUUUGGUCUCAUUGGUUAGGAUGCAUCUUCCAUUAUAUUGCAGUUAAUGAAGACUCUUAAGAUAAUUGGCUUCAUUAUUAUGGAAUUUAUGAUGAAGAUUGGUCAGUUAAAUAUAUAAACUCUCUCUAUUGGGCAGUUACAACUAUGAAUACAGUUGGAUAUGGAGAUAUAUCUCCAAGAACUCCUUUAGAAAGACUAUUUGGAAUAUUCUUUUUAAUGAUUGCUACUGUUGUCUUUUCUGUUACUUUAAAUAGUAUAGGAUCAUCAUUAUAAGGAAUGGAAGAUAAAAAAGCUGAGAUUCGUAAAAAAUCAAAUCAAAUAUUAAAAUAUAUGAAAAAACUAUAAAUACCAGUUGCAUUAUAAAAUAAAGUGAAGAAAUAUCUAACUUAUAUAUGGGAAUAAGAAGCAAUUUUUAAUCUUGAACAUAUAACUGAUAAUCUAUCUUAUGCUCUCAAAUUUGAAUUUGAAAUACAAGUUAAUGGUACAAUUUUAGGAUAUUGUCCUCCAUUAAGACGUAACUUUUAAAAGACAUUCUUAAAAUAAGUUACAAAGACUUUCAAAUAAUAUACUGCUUUACCUGAAGAAUUUAUUUUCUUUGAGAAUGAAUCUAUAGCUACAGAAAAACAUCUAUAUUUCAUUUAAAGUGGAAAUAUUGAAAUAAUUUUAUAAAGAAAUAAUUAGAAACUCAAUAAACUAGAAUAAAAAGAUUAUUUUGGUGAGAUUGGAUUUUUUACUGGAUUAUCUAGAACUGCAUCUGCAAGAAGUGUUAAUUAUUCAUCUUUAGUAUAUAUUGAUAAAUCAUUGUUUACAUAAUUAUUGAAAUCAAAUCAAGUUGAUUUAGUAUAAAUAUUAUAUUUAAUAUUAUAGGAAAGAUUCAAUUACAUUAAAGAUGAAAUUAUAUUUAAUAAAGGUUAUCAUCAUAUAAAUGUCUUUUGUUAUGGUUGUCUUAGAGAUGAUCAUACAGUAAUUGAUUGUCCAGAUAUGCAUUUUGUAGUGGAAUAACAAUAAUAUUGUUAAUUUAAAUCUAAUUUUUAAAAGAAAAUGUAAAGUCUUUAUGAAAGAAAUGAUAGAGUUCACAUUCAUGCACUUAGACAUAAAAAUAUUGUUAAAUUUGUAAUCAUCUAUAUUUUCAAUAUACAAGACUGUCAAUCAGAUUUCUACCCUUGCUUAAAAGCUUAUGGCUUAGUAUGAUGAGUGUAAUUUAAUAGAUGAAAUGGACAAUGGAUAAAUAGUAGAAGAGAAAUUUGAAAUCUAAUAGAAAUUAGCUAAACCACCAAGAUUUGGACCUUUUAGGUCUAGAUUUAGAGAGGAUAAGGCUAAAUAUAGAAAGAUGAAAUCUUAUAUUUAAGAUUAAGAAAUAAAGAUCAAAUCAUUAAAAGCUUAAUAAAAUAUUAGUCAAUUACUUUUGAAAUGUAUUUUUUCUUAUUCAUUUUUAAGAACUUAGUAUUAUUAUGCAAUAAAAGACUGUUAAUUAAGAGGAAUAGAUAAUUAAAACGGAAUUUCCUUAAACUAAAUCAAUGGCUACAUCUAUGAAAGUAAUUUCAAAAUUUAAAGAAGAAGAUGAAGAUGAUAGUAACGAUAAAUAAUAAUCUUCUGAAUAUUAAACUGUUUCUUCAUCAGAUUUUGAUGAUGAAGGAAGUGAAGAAUAGGCAGACAAAUUAACGUAGAAAGAAAUUAAGACUUAAAAUUAAAUAUUAGAACUUUUAGAGACUUAUAAUUAAUAAUAGAAAGAAAGAGAAUAAAGAGAACAAUAAAAUAAGGUUUAUUCUAUUUAAUUUUAUUUUAGUUAGAAUCUUAAUUUAUAUUAAUAAAUAAUUUUGAAGUUGGAGCUGAUUUUCAUAGUUAUUAUCCUAAAUAUAAUAAAGAAUAAAUGAUUUAUGAAUAUAAUAAAAUAAGGGAUAAUCAAAGAUUUAGACCAAAUUUAGUAUAAUUUUAUGAGUAAUUUAUAAUUUUUUAUUAGAAAUGAUUUUUAUCAUGAAUUAGGAAUAACAUAUAUAUUUGAUAAUGGAAGUGAAGCUCUUAUACAUAAGCAAUUCAAAUCAAUGUUAUAAUAGGAUAGACCUAGUGGUAAAAAAUUAACUCGAAUUGUCAAGUAAUCUAUGGGAUUAAUUAAAAUGCCUGAACAAUUAAGUUAAUUUUAAUCAAAUAAUUUAAUUAAAUUCAGUGAUAAAGAAAUUUAAUGA
Molecule: messenger RNA, 3192 nt
Organism: Paramecium pentaurelia
Lineage: Eukaryota; Ciliophora; Oligohymenophorea; Peniculida; Parameciidae
Source: the annotation of a GenBank genome assembly